Messenger RNA from Electrophorus electricus (electric eel), 908 nucleotides. It is a transcript of the gene nsmce2, whose product is annotated as NSE2 SUMO ligase component of SMC5/6 complex. Gene Ontology annotation, molecular function: SUMO ligase activity; zinc ion binding. The record is from RefSeq and is a predicted model, not a curated record. Gene Ontology annotation, cellular component: Smc5-Smc6 complex; nucleus. NCBI's taxonomy places the organism in Eukaryota, Metazoa, Chordata, Actinopteri, Gymnotiformes, Gymnotidae. Gene Ontology annotation, biological process: protein sumoylation; double-strand break repair via homologous recombination.
AAAAGCGGAAACCUUUUUGUUGGCUGCAAGUGUUCUGACAGAAAGAUGUCACUAAAUUCAAUCCAACCCACGGUGUCUACUCUGAAGACAUGCCAGACAGACAUUGGUACGGGGAUGGACAUUGUGUCAGAGGUUGCCUUGGAUCUGGUGGAAGCACAAGAUACUGACGACAGUCCGAAUCUGAAGAGACUGGAGCAGAUGAUGUUAGAAUGCGCCAGACUGGACAAAGAGAUCAGCUGUUUUGUAGCAUCCACUGAACAGAUGACAGCUCAGGUGAGACAUGAACCUCCACAAGCCAUGUUCACUUUGAAAGAUUCAGUAAAGAACCGCUUCAAAGAACUUAUGGCUGAAGUCUCAGAUGCAGAUGUUCGAAGGCAUAGCAAGGUUGUCGCCUUCAAAGAAAGCAUCAGGAAAUCUCUGAUCAAACAAAAUGAAAUGACAGGUUCCAAUGUCGAAGAGGAGCUGGAUGAGGACAUCGCGGUCACACAGAGCCAGACAAACUUUACAUGCCCUCUGACCCAGGUUGAGAUGGUGAAUCCAGUAAAAAACAAAAAGUGCCAACAUUACUACGAUCAAGACGCUGUGCUGGCCAUGAUUAAAAAUAAGCAGAGCAAGAAGAAGUCGUUUCGCUGUCCUGUGGUUGGCUGUGGAAACACAGAUGUCAGGAAGUCGGAUCUGGAACUUGACAUGGUUAUGAAGAGGAUGAUCCAGAAUCAUAAGAGGCAGAGUGGAAAGAGCUGAGGUUGAGCCACGUAAUAGUUGCCAUCUUUAUUUUUGAUAGAAUAUUAGUUUAUUAUUGAGUGGUAUUUGAGAUUUUGUUUUUGUAUUUCAAAGUAUAAAUUGUUCCUAUGUCUUAAUGUGUGUUAGGCUUGUUUACCUUUAAAUAAAUGUUACAUAUUUGUACCCUU